Messenger RNA from Phytophthora megakarya, 435 nucleotides. NCBI's taxonomy places the organism in Eukaryota, Oomycota, Peronosporomycetes, Peronosporales, Peronosporaceae. The record is from the annotation of a GenBank genome assembly.
AUGUCUGUCGUUGUUGGACUUCGAGGAGAAGCAUGCGCCUCGAAGUCAGUUGGAAGAUUGGCAACGUAUUCCUUCGUGAAGACCGAGGAGCGCGAAAUUUGCGCACGCUUCUCGUACAAACACCAAGUGUUUGCAGAAGCGCUUCUUGUCCUGGACUUGGACGACAAGUUCGACAUGGAGUUAAGCAUGCCCUGGCUUACACGACAUGAUCCGAUUAUCGACUGGGAGAAGCGUACGGUCGUACGCUGCGGACGCCGCGGCGCAACAGAGAGCGAUGGUCCUGUUAGUGCAGCGGAUACACAUAAUGGUGCAUCCAACCUCCUUCAGAGACGGUGGCUCGCGUCGCUGUCUCCGAGAGUUGUUGACAGGAAAAAGAGUGUCUGGUCUGGGACCAGACACUACCAAGAAAUUCUCCGCCGUGAGGCGUCGAGGUGA